This is a messenger RNA of Pyrus x bretschneideri (Chinese white pear), 1466 nucleotides long. RefSeq names its product protein SAWADEE HOMEODOMAIN HOMOLOG 2. Gene Ontology annotation, molecular function: DNA binding; chromatin binding. The transcript has 9 exons. Lineage: Eukaryota; Viridiplantae; Streptophyta; Magnoliopsida; Rosales; Rosaceae. The record is from RefSeq and is a predicted model, not a curated record. Bases 174 to 1283 code for a protein of 369 amino acids.
GUAUAAAUUGUUGCGAUUUGUCUGUUCCCUCACACUCACAUAACGCACUUUUCGAAAACCCACCUCUCCUGUCUUCGUCUCUAACUUCCCUUUUGCUUCUUCUGCACAAAAUAAACAUAUCAAUUGAAGUUUCUCCUUUGCUCGUUGGAGUUCCACGCGUAGAGAGAGCUGCCAUGGGUCGGCCUCCGAGCAACGGAGGCCCUGCCUUCCGCUUCGUCCAGUCCGAGGUUACGGAGAUGGAAGCUAUUCUGCAACAAUACAAUAACACAAUGCCAUCACGUGAAGUGCUUAUGGCCCUUGCGGAUAAGUUCAGUGAAUCACCAGAGCGGAAGGGCAAGAUUACAGUACAAAUGAAACAAGUUUGGAAUUGGUUCCAAAAUAGGCGAUAUGCUAUUAGGGCAAAAUCAAGCAAGGUUCUUGGGAAGUUAGAUGUGUCACCUAUGUCUCGCGAUGAUUCGGCUGCAGCAAGAAAUGUUCCUCAAGGCCCUCAGCAGAUUGCUGCUCCUAUACAUGCUCCUCCUGUUCCAGGCUCAGGAAAGGUUGUUCCUGAAAAUGCUAUCCAUGAGUUUGAAGCUAAAUCGGGGAGGGAUGGUGCAUGGUAUGAUGUUGCUAACUUUUUAGCUCAUAGAAAUUUGGAGACUGGUAAUCCGGAAGUUCUGGUUCGGUUUGCUGGGUUUGGACCGGAGGAGGAUGAGUGGGUUAACGUAAGAAAGCAUGUCAGGCAGCGCUCUCUCCCAUGUGAAUCAUCAGAAUGUGUUGCAGUACUCCCCGGAGAUCUCAUACUAUGCUUUCAGGAAGGUAAAGAGCAGGCUUUGUACUUUGAUGCCCAUGUCCUUGAUGCUCAAAGACGACGACAUGAUGUAAGAGGAUGUCGAUGUAGGUUUCUAGUGCGCUAUGUUCAUGAUCAGUCCGAGGAAAUUGUUCCAUUGAGAAAGGUCUGCCGUCGGCCUGAAACAGAUUACAGGUUGCAGCAACUGCAUGCUGUGAACGAGGCAAUAUCAGCAGAGCGGAAAAGUAUGGAGCAUUUUAUGGUUUCUGCUACUUCUGGCGAAAUGAUGCAAAAGCAGCAGAAUGCAGAAGCAGCGCAUGUUCCCCCAACUUUUCAUGUUACUGCUUCUUUACCCACCCAAGCUACAACUCCAGAAUUGAGAAGAACUGACAUCAGCACGGUUGUUAGUGCAGGGAAUUCUAAUGCCCCCGUAAGUAGUACUGCAGUCACAAGCGUGCCGGCUACAGUCACCGCUCCCGGUGGCUCGGUCUCAGGCGUGCCAAAAGGAAAUUAGUAGGUUGCUUUUGACAAAUUUGUCAGCCCCUUGGUGUCAACACAGUUUUCAUCAAUGUGUGAACUGAGUAUGAGCGUCCCCUGUAUACUAAUUCUGAAUGACAGGACUAGUUGAAGAGUGUUGUGAGAGAUUUUAUGACUUCAAUUGUAGCCUUCAGUUGUUCAAUCAAAAAGCUUUCAGUUA